Klebsormidium nitens is the source of this 921-nucleotide messenger RNA. The record is from the annotation of a GenBank genome assembly. Lineage: Eukaryota; Viridiplantae; Streptophyta; Klebsormidiophyceae; Klebsormidiales; Klebsormidiaceae.
AUGAAGGUCAGCGCCGAUGCAGAGAGCGUGAGCCUGUGCGAGCAAGAUGCGCUGCUGUUCGAGCGCCAGGCCUCAGGGAGCUGGAAGCAAACGCUGGAGCUGACGGACGAGCUGCUUGAGGCUGUUGUGAUCUCAAACGAGAGCACCGUGAGCAGGAAGAAGCCGAAAAAGGCGGCAGCUGAGAGCGCAUUGAACAGGGGCAUGCAAGCCGGCAGCCGCGCGCGCGAGAUACUGCUCUCGGCAAGCCCAGCAACUGAGGAGAAGGCGCUGCUGGAGGAGUGCUGGUGGGAUAGCCAGGGAUACUCGAACUGCUCGUGCGAUCGUGGCCGGCUGGCCAGGGACGCUCCUUGCGUCCAUAAGUUGGUGCUCGCGGCCCUCGGCGCUCCGGGGUCGGAGCAGAGGGGCCUCCCCACGGCCAGAGAGUUGGGACGGGGAGCGGGGCUGGUCGAGCAGGUGGGGGCGGACUCCACGGGGCGCUUCUUUGCAGCAAGGAGCAGCCCCAGGGGGGUCAGUCCAGCGCACAAGAUGCUGCACCGGAACGUUGAGGGCGCCUGGUAUUGCCAGGGGAAGAGGGACGGCUGUCCGUCGCAGCACGACUGUAGCCACAUUCUCGCUGCGAACUUGGCCGUCCGAGCGGGGCAGGUCCAUUUUGCACAGGGGCUACUUCUUGGGCAGGAUGCCCUAAGUAGAGCGAGACAGUGGUUGGAGCGGUGGGACGGAGCGCUGCCGUUGCUGGGCGGGGGUGAGGGAGGGAGCGAGCUGAGCGUGAGUUCCGAAGGGGCCGGCGAGGAGGAGGUGCAUCUGAUGGGCCUCGUCUCCGGGCAGCGGCAUGAGCCGGCCGAAUGCGUUGGUGCGGACUGCUUCUGCCAAGAGCACCAGCAACUGAGCCGUCCACGUCAGCACCCCACGGGCUGGGCGUGA